GCUUGCUGCUGUGGCUCCGUUCAAAACCUGGUGCCCACUCCACUCCACCCAACUUUGCCUCGCCCCUCGACCUUGACCGGCCUCGACGCACCUCGCUCACUGCAUCCAAAACGCAUUACACUAGACUGCAUCUUAGUCCUGCAGCUUGCAGCCAGGCUGUCAAACCCUGCGCCGGAGGAAAGACGAGAGAGAGUGUUGCCGGGUCAAACUACGUGAGACGGUAGCUCAGUCAUGGAUCAACCGCCACCGCCACAGGGCCACCCUCCCGGCCAGGCUACUCCAGAAACCGACCCAACAGGCGAGCAACAGCCCACAUCCUCCACUGGCCUGGCCCCCUCGCCAAAGUCUCCUGUCUCUUCUGUCAAGAGCAACCCGUCCGCCGACCAAGGAGGCAAUGCUGCCGAACCUGGGGCCACAGAGAUCGCCUCGAGUCUCUCCAUGCCGCCCCCAGCCCGGCCCGCAAGGAGCCCGCGUCCGUCUGUGGCUCAGAGCAGCCGCGAUCCUCAGGCUUCCGACACGGUGAACGACGAUGCCGCUUCCGUAAGGUCCCGCACGGCCGAGACCAGCUCUCUUCGCAGCUCCAGUUCCUUGCGAGACGUCGUCGCCGCCAGUGACGACCAGGACUCGGAGACUCCUCGCUUGAACCCUGGCACUUCCGCCGACUACGUUGGCGAUCACAAGCUGCCUGACCCCGCCAUGCCUUCUUCGCGGUCUUCCUUCUCCGAGGCUGACAAGGAACUGAAGCGCAUGAGUAUCUCCUCUAUCUACUCCAUGGCCUCCGCUCGUGGUAUACCAAGCUCAGCAGCAUCGGCUACUGGUUCCGACAAUGGCUCCGCCGGCACUCACCGCUCCGUGUCCGGUAUCAUUGCUUCUUCCUCUGGCAAACAAGGAGAUACCGGCGUAUCUAAUGUCACCGUUACUACUGGCAGCCAGGGAAACUCUGGAGGGAACCUCGCCCCCCGAGACCAACACCAACAUCUCGCCGAGGCCCCGAAAAGGAACCACCCGCAACCACCUCGCUCUGACCCUUCUGGUGGUGCCCCUAGGCCUCAACCGAUUAGAGAAAGAAGUAGAGCUAAGCGAAGACUCAGCGGUAGUACCGCGGCUAGCAGCCACAGUCCAAGUAGCGACAGGACUCCUCAUCACAGGGAGAAGGAAGAGGCGAAACCCGCGCCUCUGGGCCUCAUCGGCGUGUGUGCCCUGGACGUCAAGGCCAGGAGCAAGCCCAGCAGAAAUAUCUUGAACCGUCUCCUAGCGAACCGGGAAUUUGAUGUUAAGAUCUUCGGAGACAAAGUCAUCCUAGACGAAGAUAUCGAGAACUGGCCCGUCUGUGACUACUUGAUCUCAUUCUAUUCUGACGGUUUCCCUCUGGAAAAGGCAAUCGCAUAUGUCAAGGCACGGAAGCCAUUCUGUGUCAAUGACGUGCCCAUGCAGCAGGUCCUGUGGGACCGACGUCUGUGCCUCCAUCUUCUAGACAAGAUCGAUGUUCCGACCCCAAAACGCUUGGAGGUGAACCGUGACGGGGGCUCUCGUCUCCUGACCCCAGAACUAGCGAAGCACAUCGAAGAUGUUACCGGAAUCUCGCUGGAGCCGACCCCAACGGACCCAGACAAGAUGAAGUUGCCUCGAAAGGUAGAGCUGCUUGAUGACGGUGACAUACUUAGCGUCGAUGGCGCACUUCUUAAGAAGCCCUUCGUUGAAAAGCCUGUGAGCGGCGAGGACCACAACAUCAUCGUCUACUUCCCCAACGACGAUCCCGACUAUCCCGGAGGCGCGAGGAAGUUGUUCAGGAAGAUCGGUAACAAAAGCUCCGAGUUUGUCCCGGACCUCAAGGUCCCGCGCUGCAUCACUCAGCCGGGUGAGAGCUUUCUGUACGAAAAGUUUAUGAAAGUUGAGAACGCAGAAGAUGUGAAGGCCUACACAGUCGGCCCAAACUAUUGUCACGCGGAGACCCGGAAGUCGCCAGUUGUCGAUGGCGUCGUCCGCCGCAAUACGCACGGCAAAGAGGUCCGCUACGUGGCUCAUCUCACCGACCUGGAAAAGAGUGUUGCAAGUAGGAUUGCGAAGACCUUUGGUCAGCGUGUUUGUGGUUUUGAUCUGUUGCGGGCAGAUGGAAAGAGCUAUGUCAUCGACGUCAAUGGGUGGAGCUUCGUUAAAGAUAACGACGACUACUACGAUCGAUGUGCAAAUAUCAUGAAGGAAAUAUUCAUCAAGGAACGAAUACGGCGGGGCGCAAUGACACCGCCCAUGCCGUCUCCUGCGAUAUCAGAUGUCGAUCCAAUGUCCAGGGCCGCUACUUUCGGCGGCCAGGACAAGGGCUCCAAGGAGACCCCUCUGACCGGGAUGCUGCCGAACCAGAAAUCAGCCACUGGCAAUCAAGGACCAAAGUCGACGCAAGAUAUCAGAGCUGCGAAUUCGCCCAACCCAGAUAAUGUUCCAAAACCAGACGCCGUCACCGCGUCCAAGGCUGGGAGUGGUGCCACCAGCCCUCUGCUGCCUCUGUCUGAGCCUGUUAUUCGCAGCAUUCCCUCUUCAGCGCCGACGACUGUGCCGGUCACUCCAAAUCUGCAGGAUCUAGAAGAAAAGGAUGUGCAUACGCCGCCGCCGCCGCCGCCCAAGCACUCCUGGAAGCUCAAAGGUAUGGUUUCGGUCAUUCGACAUGCCGAUCGCACGCCGAAGCAGAAGUUCAAGUUCACGUUCCACACCGACCCGUUCAUCGAACUGCUCAGGGGUCACCAGGAAGAAGUUCUGCUCAUCGGUGAGCCAGCAUUGGCGAGCGUCCUCGAAGCCGUCGAGAAGGCAAUGAAGGCUGGCGGUGAGGAUCGCGACAAGCUCAGGGCACUGAGAAAUGUCCUGGUAAAGAAGAGCAGCUGGCCGGGGACCAAAGUCCAGAUCAAGCCAAUGUUCCGCAAGAAGAAAACCGACGAGAUGGCUCCAGUCGAUGAGAAGCAAGUGUCUCCCGGGGACCCGAGCUCACAGACUACCGAGGACGCGCCCGAAGCUUCAAACUCAGGAAAUGAGCUUUCUGGAACCGAGCAUAAGCCACGCUUCCCUCCAAAGCGCCACGAUUCUUUGUCAGGGGUCACAAUGUCCAAGAUCACAGCCGCAGAGAACGGCCUCGUUCUCGAUAAGCUGCAGCUCAUCGUAAAAUGGGGAGGUGAGCCCACGCACUCGGCCCGUUACCAAGCCCAAGAACUUGGCGAAAACAUGCGCAAUGACCUGGCUAUCCUCAAUCGUGAUGUCCUCGAUGAGAUACAUGUCUUCAGCAGCUCAGAGAGAAGAGUGACAACGAGUGCCCAGAUCUGGUCGUCUGCCUUUUUGGACCGCACAGACCUUCCAGAGGAUUUCAUCCAGAUUCGGAAGGACCUUUUGGAUGACUCCAAUGCUGCGAAGGACGAAAUGGACAAGGUCAAGAAGAAGCUGAAGGGUCUCCUACGCAAGGGUAAUGAGCGGCCGCCACAGUUUGCCUGGCCAGAGAACAUGCCCGAACCGGCAGAGGUGCAGACCCGUGUUGUCCAACUGAUGAACUUCCAUCGUCGGGUCAUGCACUUCAACUUUAGCAAACUGCGCAGUGGGGCCGUAAACUCGCUCAACGCGGUCUCCAACCCAGGCAGUUCCGAGAAGCUCAAGGCCGGUGAGGGAUCUUCCGGGUCCGUUCACUCAAUGGCGUCUUCGUUAUCCCAAGUCACAGCGGUCAACGAGAUUCAAGCUCGAUGGUGUUGUGGUGAAGAUGCCGAGCUGUUCCGUGAACGUUGGGAGAAGCUGUUCACAGAGUUCUGCGAUGGGGAAAAGGUUGACCCGAGCAAGAUCUCGGAGUUGUACGACACGAUGAAAUUUGACGCGCUUCACAACCGUCAGUUCUUAGAAUGGGUAUUCAGACCGUCUAAGGAACUGGUUGAGGAGUUCCGCAAACAUGGAGUUGUCGCACCAGACUCGGACGGCAAGUCGACCCAACCACCACAGCAGCCCGCCAGAUCGCCUGAAGAGGGCAGGAAUGGGGAAAAGGCCCCUGGGAGAGAUAGCGAAAGAGAUGACCACAGGGUCAGGCGGUUGUUCAGGAGGUCGUCCAUGGGUAGCAGCAUGAGAAAGGCGGACAUUGUGGGGGAUGCAGAAAAAUACUUCGGUCUUCAAAGGGGCUCGCCCGAAAGCCAAACCAAGGCGAAGACCGAUGACCGCUUCGAGCUGCUCCGGGAGCUGUACCAGCUUGCCAAAGUACUGUUCGACUUCAUCUGCCCUCAGGAGUACGGAAUUUCUGACAGCGAAAAGCUCGAGAUUGGCUUGCUGACGUCCCUCCCUCUACUACGAGAAAUCGUGUCCGACCUGGAAGAGAUGCAAGCCUCGGAUGACGCGAAGUGCUUCUUCUACUUCACGAAAGAGUCCCACAUCUAUACCCUCCUCAACUGCAUCCUGGAAGGUGGCAUCGAGACCAAGAUCAAGAGGAGCACCAUUCCGGAACUGGACUACCUCUCCCAGAUCUGCUUCGAGCUCUACGAGUCCGAGACCAAUCAGCCCCAAGGCGCGGCCACAGGCGAGGGCUAUCCCACCUUUAAUUACAGCAUCCGCAUCGCCAUCAGCCCGGGAUGUCACGUAUAUGAUCCACUAGACGUCCAGCUCGAUAGCAAGCACUGCAUCAGCUGCGCGCAGAGGAGGACCCUCACACCACAUUGCGACUGGAAGCAGGUCAUCGAGACAUUGCGUGCCAAGUUCCACACCGUCAAGCUUCCUAAGAGUUUUGUGGCUGUCAACCUAUCGGACGCAUUCUCUUGGUCUGAGAAGCAACAUGUAGAGGGCCAGGAAUCGCCAGAUGCGGGCGAUGUCCUGGAGAUGAGGAAAGCGCCCGAACGCCCGAAGGCGGAAAAGGAGGCCCCAGUGCCCGCUACAUUACCUGGACCAGCAGCAACUGAGGAGCUUGCACAAGUGGUUCCAGCUGCCGCCGCAGCUCAGGACACUGAAGGGGAGGAAUCUACCUCGGAGACCCCAACUGCUGAUGCUGUGUGAUGCAAUUGACUGCACAGAUCAGAAACAUUCGAACAACGUCUUUCACGGCUAUACUUCCAUCCCUCUGCUCUCGUAGCAGGAAUGCUUUCUUGUCUGACUUGAGCAGCGAGGCUGCGACAGUUGCCUUCGCAAGAUGAUUGAUAGAACAGCGUCAUCUAUAGAAAGAAUCGAGAUGUCCUUGACCUCGACGGCGGAUCCCCUUUCUUGAACCAUGCACGACGAGAAUGUCGACCUGCCGGCGGUCCUUUUGGCAAUGCCUGUCGAGCUGAUCAUGACGAGAUUCCGCGGUGCCAGCAUGGUUCAUUACCACAUCCACACUAUACCACGGCACAUAUAUGGUGUCUCGGAAGCCUUCCCGUCUCCCAUCCCCUCCCUCCCCUCACUCCGUCCAUUGAGUUUGUCUGCGGAGCAUCAUCGCCCUCCCUGUCUCCCUCGCCGCUACCAUUGUUACCCAAUCAGAUGACGAGAUGACGCCUUCUUCCCUGUCCCCUUGUGCUGCCUCCCUGCCUCGAUCCUUCUGCUCUCCCGGGAACGUCGAUGACAGACCGAUACCAGUGCAAAAUUGGGGCCCAGAAUGUGACGUAUCAAAUACAAUGAUCACAAAUGGAAGGCGGCCACUUGUCAAACUUUCCCAAGAUGAAUGCCUCGGUCGCGUAGAGCGCGAUGUCCUUAUCAGAUGAACUUAUGAAGUCAGGAAGGAGUCUAUGAUUCCUGAUGGAGUAGAAUGUAGGACGUGGUGGUGAGAUUUUCCUCCCCGCUCCCAACCAAUCUCAUCACGGGUAUGUGAUCUCCCGGGCUCAACACGAGCGUGACCUGGGGUGAGGGUCGCCUCAAGUCUGGGACGGGUGGUUAAACCGAGAGGUGGUGGUUGCAAGAAAUUGCUCAGAUCCUCCCGAGCCGAGAUGUGGAGGACCAGAGAACCAAGCGUUAACCAGGCGGUCGUCAGGCCACGGGCUUCUGGAAUCGUCCCCCCACGAAAACCAUGACGAGGCCCGAUGACCUUGUUCGCCGCCUGGUCCCUGGGCGUACCAAGUUCCGCCAUUCUGGGGCUCAGCGGCAGUGACAGUCGAUGCGGGAGAUGCAAUCGAAUGGGGCGCGCGGCGACGUUUUGGGGCUUAUUUUGGAAGCAGGAAUAGAUGGCCGCACCCGAUUUUUAUCCAGCCGGUCUACCUAGCCUGCGCCAUCUACCAAAUAAUGACAUUACGGCGGUGUUACAAUCCGCCAAAGCAAUAGAACAGAUUUUUUUUUUUUGGGCUCGUCUUGCUGGGCGAGCAGGCUUUGGCCAUGAGUCCCUGCCGGUAGGCAGGCAGGAGGCACUGGCUGGGCUGCCUCGGGUAUCGCCCAAGUGCGAGAAUCGCGGCUUUCGAAGCCCUGCGCAAAUGACAGAGGCUCCAGCAUCACCCACACCGCGUCUGAUAGUCUCGUCAGCCAUAAUUCUGUGUGACUCGGCGCCACUUGCCCUGAUCGUCGUGUGUACACAUCAUCAGGUGUGGGCAGCAAUGCGGGCCACUUUUGCUGUGUGGUCGCUGCAGGGCGAGGACGGCAGGCACUUCGGUCAAGUGAUCAUUGGCAGCCGUUGGCCAUUCAGACGGGCGCAGAAUCUUGCCGGGGACCCCAUGACUGUCACUUUGUCGGCACAGGGGCGGCAGCAGGGGUUCUUCUCCAAGACUGGACAUGGACGUUAUCUCGAAUUCAUGUGACUGACGCAGGAUCCGUCGUAAGCAUGCCCCCAAAUGUGCACUGAUAUGAAGACCGGUCAAGAAGUAUUUGAACCAUGACGCCUUUGUAGACGAGCCUUGUGACUGUCACAUUUUCUGGACGAUCAGAACGGCCUUCUCGCACCAUUUUUGGGCGCGACCGGGGCCUAGUCG
This is a messenger RNA of Diaporthe batatas, 6869 nucleotides long. Its product is annotated as inositol polyphosphate kinase VIP1. The record is from RefSeq and is a predicted model, not a curated record. The coding region runs from base 232 to 4998 and encodes 1588 amino acids. Gene Ontology annotation, biological process: inositol metabolic process; inositol phosphate biosynthetic process. The transcript is spliced from 5 exons. Gene Ontology annotation, molecular function: 5-diphosphoinositol pentakisphosphate 1-kinase activity; inositol hexakisphosphate kinase activity; diphosphoinositol pentakisphosphate kinase activity. Gene Ontology annotation, cellular component: cytosol. Lineage: Eukaryota; Fungi; Ascomycota; Sordariomycetes; Diaporthales; Diaporthaceae.